AUGUACUGCUAUCGGCUUGAGAUUUAUCCUAGAGGUGAUGAUCAAUUCGAUGAUAGAUUUCAUCCGGUAUCACGUACUGGACUGAUUCGUGAUCAAAAAUUAGUUAUGAAAGUUGCUCGAUUAAUUCCAUGUCCUCAAGCUGAUCUAUUAAAUAUAACACUUCGUCUUUUACUUAAUUUAUCAUUUGAUCGUGAUAUUCGUGCACAAAUUGUUCGCAUUGGUUUACUAUCAAAAUUAGUCGAUUUAAUUGAUGAUGAAAAUCAACGUUUGAUUUGUUUAUGUUUAUUAUAUCAUUUAAGUAUGGAUGAUCGAACAAAAGGUUAUUUUACAUAUACAAAAUGCAAUCAACAAUUAAUGAAAAUGAUUAUUGAUUGUAAAGAAGAACAUCUUGAACCAGAAGUUAUUGCAUUAGCAAUAAAUUUAGCAUUGAAUCCUGGUUGUGCUGAACAAUUAUGUGAAUAUAAACAUGGAAAAGGUCUUAAAUUACUCAUGAAAAGAGCUUAUAAAUAUAAAGAUUCAUUAAUUAUGAAAAUGAUAAGAAAUAUUUCCUCACAUACUUCACCUGAUAUUAAAAAUCAAUUUAUUUCAUAUGUUGGUCCAUUAGGUGAAACAUUAGUUACAGAAAAAGAUGAAGCAUUUCUUACGGAAGUUGUUGGCACAUUAGCUAAUUUAACAAUACCUGAUAUUGAUUAUCAAGCUUUAAUGGAUGAAUAUGGUCUUGUUGAAUGGAUUAAAUCAAAAUUAAAACCAAAUUCAGCUGAUGUUGAAUUAACAUUAAAUGUUGUUGUACUUGUUGGUACACUUUGUGCUGAUGAUGCAUGUGCUGAAGUACUUGCGAAAAGUGAUAUUAUUCAAAUUCUUAUUGAACUUUUACAUGAGGCACCGGCUUAUUUAAUUGAUCUUAUGCAAGAUAAAAAUAAGGAAGUACGACGUGUUUGUGAUAUGACACUUGAAAUAAUAAGUGAAUGUGAUCCAGAUUGGGCAAGUCGUAUUAAACUUGCUCGUUUUCGUAAUCAUAAUCAAACAUGGCUUGAAACAAUUGAAGGACAACAAAUUUCAUAUGAAGAUGAUGAACCAACACCAAUAAGUAAUACAGGACCUUAUGGUUUUGAUUCAAUGGCAUUUGGAGAUCAAGAUGAUUAUCUAGAUCAAUUUGGUUAUAAUGAUGGAGAUGAAUUUCCAUUAGAUGGUCGAGAAUCACCAGAUAUGAAUCAUUGGAAUUCAAUAAAUAGUGGUGGUGAUAUGGAUAUUGAUAGUAAACCUUUUCACAAACCUGAAUCGACUAAUACUAAUAAUCGAAAUACUAAUCGUUCAGGAACUAAUAAUACAACCACACAAAGACGUGGUCUUUAUGAAUAA
Rotaria sp. Silwood2 is the source of this 1359-nucleotide messenger RNA. The record is from the annotation of a GenBank genome assembly. NCBI's taxonomy places the organism in Eukaryota, Metazoa, Rotifera, Eurotatoria, Philodinida, Philodinidae.